This is a messenger RNA of Babesia bigemina, 375 nucleotides long. RefSeq lists its product as hypothetical. The transcript has a single exon. The record is from RefSeq and is a predicted model, not a curated record. Lineage: Eukaryota; Apicomplexa; Aconoidasida; Piroplasmida; Babesiidae. Bases 1 to 375 code for a protein of 124 amino acids.
AUGGGCUGGCACUUGCAGCGUUACAUCGCGAAAGCCGGGAGAGCCGUGAACCCGCUCGUCUGGAAGCGCGUCUGGAAGGAGAACGAGGGGAAGCAGCUGAACGACGUGGCGUCCCGGGUGGCGCAGCAGCUCAACGACGAAAUCGCCCAGGUCGCCCGGGUCUCGCAGUACCGGUACUGGUGGUGGGCCAACCCUCUGGGCGCCGGUCUCAUCUGCUACGGCGUGUACAAGGUCUGGUACAUGUCGUACAUGGCCCACAAGCAGCGGACAGGUACGUUCGGAGGGUUGUGUUUUGUACAUUAUUUCGCAGUUGCGCAAAUCGUGGCUGGCGCCUACGGCCAGGGUGGCCAGUGGCUCAACCCCGUGCCGAAGUGA